Molecule: messenger RNA, 2742 nt
Organism: Chiloscyllium plagiosum (whitespotted bambooshark)
Lineage: Eukaryota; Metazoa; Chordata; Chondrichthyes; Orectolobiformes; Hemiscylliidae
Source: RefSeq, a predicted model, not a curated record
AUGAAUCAGAAACAGCUGAUGGCUCUAUCAAUCACAGUGGUGAAGAAUCCUCUGUUGAGGAAGAAGGUGGACAUUUCAGAAGCUCCCUUGCAGAAGCUGGCACUGUCAGAACAGAUGCGAUGGGAACAAAGGAACCAAGAAAAUGGAAUAGAGUCUUUAGAGGAAGUAGUGUGGAAGGAUUUAUGGAGGAGAAACAGUCAAUUAUUGCAAUGUUGUCUUUUGUUACAGAAACCGUGGUUUUGGGAUCAAAAGGAAUGCUGGAAAGGAUACCCUCAGCAAGUGUUGCUGCCCUCCCAAUACUGGUACUACAUGAUAGAACUGGCUUUCUACUGGUCCCUCCUCUUCAGAGUCUCAUGGGAUGUGAAGAGGAAAGACUUCAAGGAGCAGAUCAUUCAUCACAUUGCCACAAUCUUUCUGAUUGGUUUCUCCUAUUGUGCAAACUAUAUACGGGUGGGGACACUGGUGAUGCUGGUCCAUGAUGCAUCAGACUAUAUUAUGGAGUGUGCAAAAAUGUUGAACUAUGCAGGAUGGCGCAGGAGUUGUGACGUGCUGUUUGCAGUCUUUGCUGUUGUCUUCCUUAUUACACGACUUAUCAUCUUUCCAAAUGUGGUAAUUUACACCACCUUCUACCACUCCAUGGAGAUUUUCCAGCCCUUCUUUGGUUACUAUUUUUUCAAUCUUCUUCUGAUGGUCCUGCAGCUGUUGCAUAUAUUUUGGGCAUACCUUAUUCUGCGAAUGGUAGCCAAGUUCAUAUUUCUUGGUAAGAUUGAUAAGGAUGAAAGGAGUGAUGAUGAAGAAAGUGAUGGGACAGAGGAGGAGGAAGAUGAGAGAAUGGAAACAAAGUCUGCAUCAUCCAAUCACAAUGGUGUGCUAAAUAACAUGACAAAUGGGAUGAAGGGCAAAUCAAAUGAAAGGAACAAAUUGCCCAAAGCCAGGUAGCAACAUCGCUAAGGAUGGAUUGGGAGCUGUUACUCAAAUAUUACUCUGCUUUUUGCUGAUGAACAUUAACAUCUGCCAGUUUUGAGAUCCACCCUAUACAUUGUGAAAAGUUUCUCCGAGCUGCAGAAUCAACAAGCCAGCGACAAUGGGCCCAUCUCCUUCAUGAACUUUGUUAAACCUCUCAUUUUUCAUUGGUCUUCUGUCUCCUAUCAAAACUUGCCUAACACCAUGUUCUCAAUUCACUGUUGAAACCUUCAUAUGGAUGGAAAAUUUGGGAACUGAUCUAAGUAACCUUUUGAUAUUGAAAUAGUUAUUUAAACAUUUUUUUAUAGAACUGAACAGUUUUUAAAAAAAAAACUUUGCUUUCCUCCUGACUCUUGUAUUCCAGCCCAUUGUGUGAUCAAUUCCCUUGGACCUUCCUGUGUAAUUCUCAAAAUGGACACUAGAUGGCGCGCGUCUAUAGUCUGGGUGGAUUCUUUGGACAAGUUUGAAUAGCUGAGAGGGGGUACUCCAUGAGACACUAAGGCAUGAAAAUCCAGAUCCCAAUUUAAACUAUUUUUGUCUUAAGCUAAAUAAUUGCAAUGUUUGGUGUUACAAUUUAUUUUUAUUCAGGAGGCAGAACUGAUGAAUUUAUUUGGUGUUUGAAUGGUUAAUAUUUAACAUCACAUUUUGUGUAUCGUUGGGCUGAAAAAAGGCGUGCUAAAAUUUGAAUUUAGCUUUGGAUUUAAGAGUAGUUUUUGUUUCGUUUAGUUUUCUGUGAUGCAGUUUGGAAAUGAUCAAAGUUCUGUGAUACAACUGAGAUCCAUUUUGCAACACUUUUGCACUUGGGUUAGCAUGUCCUCACAAAGGAAAGAUGUGUGCUUUGACAGUUUUAAUUCUUGCAAUUCUCCACAUUCACCCAACACAAUGGUUUAGGUUGUAGAGAGCCUGAAAUGUGUCAGCACCAGAGGGAUCAUGAUCCCUGACUUCCAGUGCACUGUGGGUAAGAUGGCAUCACAUGGAGGUUACUUUGACUCAUCAAAAAGAUUAGAAUAUUACAACAUUAGAAUUCCAGUUUCUGUGGCAUUAUCACAAUGUACAUGAGUCUGUUUCCAGAAAUUGCAAGAUUCAGCUAAGAACAGUAAUUCAUGUUUGUGAAAUGAUGCAGUAACACAAGAUUUCUUCCAGAAAUGAAAUUUUAAGAUGGGGUAUGAUAGAUCACUAUCCCAUGGCAUGUAAGUGUAGGACAUCUGAGUAUACCUGCUGUUUGGUUUCUCAGAUCUAAUCCUCAAAUUGGACAUCAAGAUGGAAAUUUCAUCAGUUUCUGCAUGUUUUGUAUGUAACGUGCAUAAUGGUGUGGGAGAGGACAAUGGGCUCAAGGAGAAUCAUGUUUUAAGUUUGGAAACCCCUGUGACUUUAUGAUCAAUUUUAUAAAAUUAAAUAUAAUCUGAAUUUAGAACAGUAGAUGGCUUGUUGCAGGACAGUUUGAAAGAAACUUUUAUUUUGCAAUUAUGAACAAAUCCAAGAACUGCAUGAAAUAUAACACAUGACUGAAAUGAUCCUAUGGAUUUUCUCAUUUUGUUAGGUUGCUCAUGCACUUCCUUGUUCAUGUUUGUUUAAUCUUUUUUGGAGUUAAAUUUAAUCAAGACUGAGUGACUUUGUACAAAUGACAGUCUUGGUUACAGUUUUUGUAAAUAUAAAGCCAAUCUCAGUACACUACUUAGACUUAAUUACUGGAACUGAUUGACAUAGUGUCUGACUCUGUCAUUUGAUCAUCACAAGUCUUGUUUUGAAAUUUCUGAAUAAAUUAAAACUUUUACAUUU